Molecule: messenger RNA, 1937 nt
Organism: Rosa chinensis
Lineage: Eukaryota; Viridiplantae; Streptophyta; Magnoliopsida; Rosales; Rosaceae
Product: peptidyl-prolyl cis-trans isomerase FKBP62
Exons: 11
Coding region: 100-1800 (566 amino acids)
Molecular function (GO): protein binding; peptidyl-prolyl cis-trans isomerase activity
Source: RefSeq, a predicted model, not a curated record
CACACUCUUUCUCUCCACACCAACAAAUCCAAUCCAAUAUCCACCCAGCUCUGCGUUUCAUCUCUCUCAAAUCCCCGCUCUCUUAAUUCCCGUUUUGCCAUGGAAGACGACUUUGAUUUCCCAACCGGCGGCAACCCCGAAGACGUUGACAUGGACCUCCCGGAGGAAGACGACGACGCGACCAGCCCAGGCCCGCUCAAGGUCGGCGAAGAGAAGGAGAUUGGGAAAAAUGGGCUGAAGAAGAAGCUGCUCAAGCAAGGUGAAGGGUGGGAGACGCCUGGCUCCGGCGACGAGGUUGAAGUUCAUUACACUGGGACUUUGCUUGAUGGCACCAAGUUUGAUUCCAGCCGUGAUCGGGGGACGCCUUUCAAGUUCGGCCUUGGACAAGGACAAGUGAUCAAGGGAUGGGAUGAGGGUAUUAAGACCAUGAAGAAGGGUGAGAAUGCAAUUUUCACCAUACCACCCGAGUUGGCUUAUGGCGAGUCUGGAUCCCCUCCAACUAUUCCUCCCAAUGCCACACUCCAGUUUGAUGUGGAGUUGCUUUCCUGGACUAGUGUCAAGGACAUAUGCAAGGAUGGCGGUGUUAUAAAGAAAAUUCUUACUGAAGGGGAGAAAUGGGAGAAUCCAAAAGACCUCGAUGAAGUAUUUGUUAAGUAUGAGGCUCGACUAGAAGAUGGGACUCUUGUUUCAAAAUCUGAUGGGGUGGAGUUUACUGUUGAAGAUGGCUAUUUCUGCCCAGCCUUGGCAAAAGCUGUGAAAACAAUGAAGAAAAAUGAAAAGGUCCAUUUGACAGUAAAACCACAAUAUGGAUUUGGUGAGGCCGGAAGACCAGCUGUUGGUGAAGAAGGCGCAGUGCCUCCAAAUGCUACCCUUGGGAUAACCCUAGAGUUGGUCUCGUGGAAGACAGUUUCAGAUGUUACAAAGGACAAGAAGGUCCUAAAAAAGGCCUUAAAGGAGGGAGAGGGAUAUGAGCGUCCUAAUGAUGGGGCGGUAGUUCAAGUGAAACUUGUUGGGAAGUUACAGGAUGGCACAAUCUUUAUGAAGAAGGGACAUGAUAAUGAGCCAUUUGAAUUCAAGAUAGAUAAAGAGCAAGUUAUUGAUGGACUUGAUAGAGCGGUGAAGGGCAUGAAGAAAGGGGAGGUGGCUCUGGUCACCAUUCAACCGGAAUAUGCUUUUGGGUCAUCUGAUUCUGCACAAGAAUUGGCCAUUGUCCCUGCAAAUUCAACUGUGUACUAUGAGGUGGAGCUGGUCUCCUUUGUGAAGGAGAAGGAAUCUUGGGACAUGAACACACAAGAAAAAAUUGAAGCGGCUAGUAAGAAGAAGGAAGAAGGCAACGCUCUCUUUAAGGCUGCCAAAUAUGAAAGGGCCUCAAAGAGAUAUGAAAAGGCUGUGAGGUUUAUAGAUUAUGACUCAAGUUUCAGUGAUGAAGAGAAGCAGCAGGCGAAGGUACUGAAGAUCACCUGCAAUCUGAAUGAUGCUGCAUGCAAGCUUAAACUUAAACAGUACAAAGAUGCUGAAAAGCUCUGCACAAAGGUCCUGGAACUUGACAGUCGGAAUGUGAAAGCAUUGUACAGAAGGGCACAAGCCUAUAUCCAGCUUGUUGAUUUGGACUUGGCAGAGCUGGACAUCAAGAAGGCCCUUGAGAUAGACCCAAACAACAAGGAUGUGAAACAGGAGUACAAGCUUCUGAAGGAGAAAGUUAGAGAGUACAACAAGAAGGAUGCACAGUUCUAUGGCAAUAUAUUUGCAAAAAUGAAGAAACACGACCCAGUUCCAAUGACAAUUGAUAGCAAGGCAUGACCAUUUUCUUUCAUGUAAUAGAAUCAAAAUUGGUGGCUGUGUGUGUUAUUGUAUACUUACGAAAGCCUCACACACCUUGUACACUGAACAAAGCAUCGUCAUGGAAUAACAAUAACAAUUUCAUUGGUUGCUUCUUA